AUGCAGUCGGUCAACAGACAACUGCAUGAAAUGCCAAUGGGCGACCAUUUUUUUCCGCAGCAAAACCAGCAGCAUCAACAACCUCCAGGAAUAGGACCACAGCUAUUUUCACCACAAUUAAUGCAAGCCCGUUUACAGCAACAUCAACAACAGCAGCAGCAACAGGGUGCUUUGGUUCAAGAUGUGCACGGCAUGGAUAAGAAUCCGGGACUGCAGAAUGUUUACUUACUGAAGCAAAAAUUGGAAGCGGCAAAUGCAGCAUUUGGCCCACAACAAAUUUCGCAAUUACAGGCCCAGCCCCAGCAAUUGCUGAACAAUGGGCAGAAUGCAAUGUCUAGCGGCUUGGGUGCUGUUAGUGGGGUUCCUCCUGGUGUGAACAUAAUGCAACAAAACGCACCGAGUUUGGGCCCACCACCAGGCACCCUGGCACCACAUUUAGUGUUAGGGGGAUCUUUUGCACUGCCUCCCCCAAACCAGUUCAUGGUACGCGAUGUCUGGAGCAAUAACCUGUAUGCGGAGUUCGCUCAAAUAAGAAAGCUAGUAGAUCAAUACAACGUUGUAUCAAUCAGCACGGAGUUCGUAGGAACAAUCGCAAGGCCAAUGGGAAAUUUCCGCUCGAAAAACGACUAUCACUAUCAGACUAUGCGUUCUAAUGUGGAUCUACUGAACCCUGUUCAAGUAGGUAUCUCGAUCAGUGAUGCCCGCGGUAAUAAACCAGAAACCGGACCUUCAACUUGGCAGUUCAAUUUUCAUUUCGAUGUCACCCAGGAAAUGGUGUCUGCCGAAUCGCUUGAACUGCUAAAAAAAUCAGGAGUUAACUUCGAACGCCAUCAGAACUUGGGUGUAACUGCUUUCGAAUUUGCGCAACUUGUGAUGGACUCGGGGCUGGUAUCGGACGACGUCACUUGGGUCAGCUAUCAUGCGGCAUAUGACUUUGGAUUUUUAGUCAACAUGCUUAUGAACAACGCAAUGCCUAACAACAAAGAAGACUAUGUUUGGUGGGUCCAUCAGUUCAUGCCCAGCUUUUACGAUCUCAACCUUAUUAACAAAUUCGCACAACAGCAGCAGCAACAACAAAACCAAACUCAGGGCCAACCACAGCAGCAGCAACCCACACUCGAAGCGAUGGCAGACGAUAUAGGUAUUCCGCGCUUCCCGCUCUUCUCAUCGACAGCUGGGCAGAGCUUGCUUGCUCUAUUGACAUUCACGCAUUUGCUCAAACUGCGCGUCCCACAUCCACAACUGGGACCCGAUUUGGCUCGGUAUAAGAACAUGAUAUAUGGAAUUACCAAUGAAUAA
Messenger RNA from Lachancea nothofagi CBS 11611, 1299 nucleotides. Lineage: Eukaryota; Fungi; Ascomycota; Saccharomycetes; Saccharomycetales; Saccharomycetaceae. The record is from the annotation of a GenBank genome assembly.